Messenger RNA from Cylindrotheca closterium, 858 nucleotides. NCBI's taxonomy places the organism in Eukaryota, Bacillariophyta, Bacillariophyceae, Bacillariales, Bacillariaceae. The record is from the annotation of a GenBank genome assembly.
AUGGGAAAGGCACUUCACUUCAGCUUUACCAAGCCAAGCUUGCUCAAAGGUCCCUUUCGGUACUCCAAGAAUAGCAAGACUUCAGAUGAUGAUGUUCCUGAUCUAGCCAGUUCGUCCUGUGCUUCGGAUCAAGACAGCAACAACAAGAAGUCAUUGGUGCAACCAUCGUCUGUUGCCCAAGAAGCAACGCUGAGCAUUGAAAAGGGUGUUUCCGAGCAGAGGCAACGACCACAAGAACAAGAUGAUGAAACUUCUCAGGAGAUUCCCUGCAUCCAACAAGAUGAAAACAAGUCUUACAACAACAACAACAACAACAACAACAACAACAACGAAACCAGCGACGACCACUGGUCCGCAGUUCUGAAUCAACAACAACAACAAGACGAAGGAGAAGUCAUCACUGCUGAUCGUGAGCAGCGACUGAUUGUCCCGAAUUGCAUUCCUUCCAAUAUCGUUCUACUCCCAGACUUUGAUGAAUCAUCGCAAGAGGAUGGGAGUUCCGAAGAAUCAUCCUCAAGUAGAUCUUCCUUGGAAGAUCGUUUGGAUCAUGCGCAAGCAUUGAUUCACUCGUAUCGCGAUACGAUUCGAUCCAACGAACACUUGAUCGAUUCCCUUCACCAAACCCUCACCAAAACACGAGAAGAGGCCAUGAACGUCAUGUCAAGUCACAAGGAUAUGGAGGAGGCGGUCCAGAUGCUGUUGGAAGAACGAGAAGCUGAUAGCAGCAUGGUCCCAGAACCCAAGGUCUAUUUGAAAAUGGUCAUGGCUGCGAGCCUCAUGCUCUACUUUUUCGGCUUUACUACAGAAUACCCUCUGAUUGCCACGGUUAUGGUAUUCCUGUUGGAGGGAUUCUUGUAG